This is a messenger RNA of Drosophila busckii, 1786 nucleotides long. RefSeq names its product rap-GAP domain-containing protein DDB_G0281809. The coding region runs from base 165 to 1460 and encodes 431 amino acids. The transcript has 5 exons. Lineage: Eukaryota; Metazoa; Arthropoda; Insecta; Diptera; Drosophilidae. The record is from RefSeq and is a predicted model, not a curated record. Gene Ontology annotation, cellular component: cytoplasm. Gene Ontology annotation, molecular function: ubiquitin protein ligase activity; ubiquitin conjugating enzyme binding. Gene Ontology annotation, biological process: proteasome-mediated ubiquitin-dependent protein catabolic process; multicellular organism development.
AGUUAAGUUCGUUUUGGAGCGAAGACAAAUUUAAUAAAUAAAUAAACAAAGCUUUGAGUUUGAGUAAAAGCAAAACAAGCGGUAAAUUGUUGCAAUGCAUUAGCAAUUUAUUGGAGCAUAACAAUUGCUGAAGUACAAAAUUUUGAACCACAAAUUAUCGCAUUAUGAUGCUGCAACAAUGCACGGUGCAUGCAACGGAUGGCAUUUUAGGCCUUAAUUUGAGUCGUGCCCCUUGGGAUGCCUAUCCCUGGGUAAGCGAUGUCCAAGCUAACUCAAAUGCUGAGCUAGGUGGCAUUCGCAUAGGCGACACAUUAUUGCAACUCAAUGGGCAGGACGUAUUGGGCAUGCGUAUCAGUGAGCUGGCCAAGCAGCUGCGACUGCAUUGGCAAACUGGCGCUGAGCAUUGCACCAUGACCAUGUGGCGACAACAGCCCAAAAGCAAUACAAACGAUGCAGCCGAAGCAGCGCACGCUGUGCAACAUGGCAUUAAUCAACAAUCACUGCAAAAGUUUGCCACAUGCCUGCAACAGAUUGCUCAAUUAUUGGAAUGUCCUGUUUGCUGUGAGGUCAUUAAACCACCUAGCUGGCAAUGCUGCAAUGGACAUGUGCUUUGUAAUAAUUGCCGUAGCCGUUCCGUAAAGUGUCCAAUUUGCCGUGUGCCAUUGGGUCCGCGGGGACGCUGCCUGCUGUCGGAUAAAUUAUUUACGCUGCUUGCGGAAAAUUUUCCCUGUGAUGGCGUUAAGACUGACAAAAGCAAAACCCAAAGCACUAACGAACAUCACAAUCAAGCAAACAUGGCUGCGUCCAAAUCAGGCACUGGCAAAAAGUAUAGAAGACAUAGCUGCUCCUCCAACAGCAACAGCAACAGCAACAAGCUCACACAACAGGAUGACGCUGUGAUUUUAGUUAUCAAUGGAGUUGAGCGUGGAGGGGAUAUGCAGCAGAUACUGCGUGGCGUGCCAAAGGGAAAUGAGCAAAGUGGGCAAAAACGAAAUAAUGUCAACGACGCAGGCCGCCUGAGCUGUGCAUUGAAAGUGCAGCAGCAGCAGCAGGAACAGCAACAGCAGCAGCAGAGCAGCAACAAUAUGCUCGUUAAACCAAAGUUAAAGUUGAGUAAGAAAAGUUGGCAGAUUACAGGCCGAGAUCAAGACGAAUUGUGCAGCGAUGAAGUUGCAAACAUAAAUAAUGGCCAACAGCAACACCAGCAACAGCAGCAACAGCAGCAGCAGCAGCAGCAGCAGGUGUUGAAUGCAAGCAGAGGCCAAGAGCAAUAUCAAAAUUAUCAUUACCCGUCUGGGAAAUCAUGCAGCAGCAGCGGUGGCGGCAGCAGCAGCAGCCAACAGACGAAACUUUUUCACCAACUCAGUGACAGCAACAGCAACAGCAACAAAUUGUCAACCGUCAAACGAGCAAGCACCGCAGACGCCCAAAUGCGAGCUUGCCAGAAAUUGCAUUUGUAGUCGGAGCAAACAGUGCGGCAAGCUUAUCAGCGGGGAGCCAUAACCAACUGCCCCAAGCAGAGUUGCAGCCAUCAAUAAAAACGCUGUCCCAACCACAGCCAGACGACCAGCAGCAGCACCAACAGUUGCAACUGCGGCUGCAUUGAGGCACCUUUUGGGUCAACGCUUGCCAAAAGUUGAGGGUGCAGCUCCUUGUUGUCUUUUCUUUUGGGGCAACUCUUGUCUUGCCAGCAAUUGAAAAUUUCAGUUCUAGUUUUUAACUACAGUCAUUUAGUUGCUAUUUAAUAAAUUAAUAAGCCAAAUGAAUGUAAACCAAGUAUUAAAUU